CCCUCUACCGAGUCGUUGAUUGUUGGGAAGCUCGACGAGCUCGACAUCCGACUGACGCAGCUUGAAGAGAAGCAAUCUCUCCCGGAGAGCUAUUUCGCUGCAGAUCUUAGGCGUGCAGCGGUGAGCAAGUCGCUGACUUCAGCCCUCAAAGACGUCCGGCUCAAGGGUUCCUUGAUGGACCGGGUUCACUUACUCGAGUCAAGAAUCCGGCAACUGAGCUCUGAUUUGGACCAGGGAAAUGCAGAUCCUUCUUCUUCGUCGACGAUGAGCCAAAUGAACGAGAAUGGACCGGAGAAGAAUAAGAAGAAGAUGAAUACAUUGAGCUCGAGCAGAGUUGUGGGAGCACCGUGGAGAGAGCUCAAAGGUCACAAAUCCAAAUCAAAGGAUUCGAAGGAAGGGAUCGAAGCCAUGGAGAAAAGAGCGAGCGCAGUGUGUCGCAAUGAGAAGAAGAGGAAGAAGAGAGCGAGAAUUUACAAGAGAUGGUUUCCUGUGGGAUGCUGAAGGCUGAUGCUGUUCUUGAGAUGCUCUAGUUUUUGCUUUUGCUUGUCAAUGUAUGCCCGCAGUAGGCAAAUUUGUAUGCCCGCAGUAGGCAAAUUUAAGUCUUUGUUGUUUAGAUCUCUUAUGUAAUAGGAAUAUGUAUUGGUAUUUUCAUGAAAUGAAAUGAAACCUAUUCUU
Asparagus officinalis (garden asparagus) is the source of this 675-nucleotide messenger RNA. RefSeq lists its product as uncharacterized. The annotation marks the transcript as partial. Lineage: Eukaryota; Viridiplantae; Streptophyta; Magnoliopsida; Asparagales; Asparagaceae. The transcript is spliced from 3 exons. The record is from RefSeq and is a predicted model, not a curated record.